CAGCUCGAUUCGACCAUAGAACAAUUUCGAACAAAUUCGACAUGAUUGUGUAAAAUAUUCGACUCGAUAGUCAAUAAUUAAUAAGUUAUAACUUAUAACUAAUAUAACUAAAGACGACUCUGUGUGUAGUAGGUGUCAUCACAAUUCAUAGAACAAUAUUUUCAUCGAAAUCAAACUAUACUGUAUAGUAAGAUUAUGCUGAUUGCUGUUACGACCACAUAACAACGAUAAAUUAUUAUUAUUAUUAUUAUUAUUGUUUUUGUUUUUGUUUUUGUCGAACAAAGUCUACUACAGUAAAGUUGUAUAUAGUACAGUUGUACUUAGUGCUAAGAUAGUAUCGGCAAGUGAUAGCCUAUCUUAAAUCGUGGUAUAGACUAUUAAUUAUUACUAUUAUUUACUACUUUUGUUUAUGCGACUGCGGUACCUAUCGGCCACUGAAUAAUCAAAGUUAUAGUUUUUGUUUUUCACUGUAAAUUAUUCAACAUGAACUCUAUAACUACAGACAAUAAGACCACUUCGUUAAUCUAUAACGAAUUUAAUAUGUAUAUUUGCCCAAAUAAUAUAUUCAUUGAGCCAGUACAAAACACAAAAAUAAUACUGAACAUUGAUCGAAUUGACUUCACCUCUCAAAAACAAACAAAUAAUGGUCAAAUACCGACAGAAAGUAAAAGCCAAACAAUUGCUGGAAUAUUAGGUGUCGUAAAACUUUUAAUUGGCCCUUAUAUUAUCAUUAUAAAAAAAAAAAAGUUUGUCGGUAAGAUAAAUGGUCAUGACAUAUGGCAGUUGAUAGACAUUGAUAUUUUACCUAUACCGAAAACUAAACUUCAUUUAAAUGAAACACAAGACCGAAUGGAUACUGAAUAUUUAAACAUGAUCAAGCAAACUUUUAAUACACCAUAUUAUUAUUUUUCAUAUUCAUAUGAUUUAACUCACACUAUGCAGAGGCUGUAUAACACGUCAACAUCAUUUGUAAACAUACCAAUGUAUGAAAGAGCAGAUCAGCGAUUUCUGUGGAAUCAUUAUUUAUUGAAGAAUUUUUGUAUGGAGCAUCAUGAGUUUUGUGUUCCUAUCAUUCAUGGAUUUAUUGCGAUAAAUAAUUGCAUUUUAAAUGGAAAAGAUUUUGUUUGGACAGUAGUAUCUAGACGAUCACGAAAUCGUCAUGGCCCAAGAUUAUUAAAACGUGGUAUUGAUCUGAAUGGAAAUGUUGCCAAUUUUGUUGAGACAGAAAUGAUAGUUGAAUAUAAUAACAGUAUGAGUUCUUAUGUUCAGACACGUGGAUCAAUUCCUUUGUAUUGGGCUCAAUAUCCAACACUUAAAUAUAAGCCCGCAAUGCAGAUAGCUCAAAAUGAAAACCAUUUAGAAGCAGCUACUAUUCAUUUUAAUGAGCAGAUUUCUGUUUAUGGUCAACAAAUUUUGAUUAACUUGAUUGAUCAUAGAGGUGCAGAGCAAGAAUUGGAACGCAAUUAUCAUGAUAUUGUUACUAUGUUGGACAAUAAUAAAAUUAAAUAUGAAGCAUUUGAUUUUCAUAGUGAGUGUAAAAAAAUGAGAUGGGAUAGACUUUCAAUUUUGGUUAAUAGAGUAGCCCACGAGCAAGAUAAUUUAAAAUACUUUCUUCUUGGAUCUGAUGGAAAAUUGCUUAUCCUACAAAAAGGAGUAUUUAGAACAAACUGUGUUGACUGUUUAGAUCGAACAAAUGUUGUACAAAGUUUAUUAGGCCGUAGAAUGUUGACUGUUAUGUUGCAGAAAAUGGACAUAUUAAACUUUGGUCAAAAAGUUGAAGAUCAAUUAGAUUUUGAAAGUUUAUUCAAAUCAGUAUGGGCUGACCAUGCUGAUAUUAUAUCAAUUCAAUACUCUGGAACAGGAGCCCUAAAAACUGAUUUUACGCGAACUGGUAAACGUACUUAUAACGGAAUGUUUAGAGAUUUAAAAAACUCACUUUUGCGUUAUUACAAAAACAAUCUCAGAGAUGGAGUUCGCCAAGAUAGUAUUGAUCUUGUUUUGGGAAAUUAUGUUGUAAAUGCCGAAGAAAGUGCAUCAUUAUCAUGUCCUUUAGAAGUCAAACCGGCCCUUAAAUAUUUUAUGUAUCCAAUAAUCCUAAUGAUUGCACUAGCAAUGUUCAUGGCAAAUGCGGUGUUUACUUCUGAAUACAACACUGGAACAUAUAUAUUCCUUCUAUUCUGGGGCACAAUGGUUAUGUGUGUAUUGUCAUUAAUAUUUUAUUACGGAAAAGAGUUUGUUAACUAUCCACGGCUGUCAAGUUUUGACAAUGGAAAAAGACACCAUCAUCAUCAAUCUUAGUGCAUUCCAACUCAAUUUUAUUAUAACUUGUUAUGGUUUAUUAUCUUUAUUAUUAUAAAAAUAAAAAUGUAUUGAUUAUUUUUAGUAAUAAAACUUUACUGUAUUAGUGA
Messenger RNA from Acyrthosiphon pisum (pea aphid), 2408 nucleotides. It is a transcript of the gene Sac1, whose product is annotated as phosphatidylinositol-3-phosphatase SAC1. NCBI's taxonomy places the organism in Eukaryota, Metazoa, Arthropoda, Insecta, Hemiptera, Aphididae. The transcript is spliced from 13 exons. Gene Ontology annotation, molecular function: phosphatidylinositol-4-phosphate phosphatase activity. The coding region runs from base 484 to 2298 and encodes 604 amino acids. Gene Ontology annotation, biological process: phosphatidylinositol dephosphorylation. Gene Ontology annotation, cellular component: endoplasmic reticulum. The record is from RefSeq and is a predicted model, not a curated record.